AUGGUGAUCCUGGACGUGCCAUUUUCGAGGCCAACAGGCGCUCCCACCGUGGCCGGAGAGUGCGCAACCAAGUGUGGGGAUGUGGACGUACCUUAUCCGUUCUGGCUCAAACUCGAGUGUGCAAGGUCCAAAGAUUUUUUCCUCAAUUGCACCACUGAAGGGAACCACACACAACUACUUCUCGCCGACGGGGGGAAUUGUCCAAUACGCAAUAUCUCGAUCGAGGACGCGACCAUGGUCAUCAGCGUCCCCGACGCAUACCAGUGCUACAAGCGGGAUAACCAGACAAGAUACAAAAGGAAUGUGUUCUUAAAUCUAUCUUCGUUUCCACCAUACAGAUUUUCCGACACCAGGAACAAGCUCACCGUCCUCGGCUGCGACACCUACGCUCUCAUUUCCGACCAAGAUGGGACGUUCGGGAGCGGGUGCAUCUCCUACUGCAGCCAAAACGUCCACUUCGCCAACGAGACCGCUUGCUCUGGUCUCGGUUGCUGUCAAACAUCCAUCCCGAAGGGGCUCAAGACGCUCAACAUUAGGUUGAAGUCGUUCGAACAAUAUGAGUCGGUCAGGCAAUUCAACCCUUGCGGACUGGGCUUCGCGGUGGACAGUAAUUCAUUCAAUAUCUCCGAAAGGAAACUCCCGAGCUACGAGGAUAUUAACAACACAACAGAGCUUGCUCUGGACUGGAUGAUCGAAUGGGACGUGUCUUGCGAAAAGGCCAGGUCGAACCAGUUGGUCCAUGCCUGUGGCGACAACACGGACUGCAAAGACUUCGCGAAUGGAUUGGGUUAUCGUUGCGUAUGCAAGCCUGGGUACAACGGGAAUCCAUACAAUCGCACCCACGGGUGUCAAGACAUCAAUGAGUGCGCGCAACCACAAGUGUACCCAUGUCAUGGAAAGUGCAGGAACAAGCCCGGGAACUACACAUGCGAUUGCUCCGUCGGAAUGCGGGGCGUUGGUAAUGUCAGUUGCCAAAUUUCUAGUUGGGCCGUACUCGUUGCAGUCUUUGACGUGUGGAGGAGGAGAAGCAAACAGAAAAACUUCAGACGAAAUGGAGGAGAGCUCUUGAAACACCACAGAGUUCAAAUCUUUAGGGAGGCAGAGCUGGCAAAAGCAACCAACAACUAUGAUGAUAGUAAUAAGCUUGGAGAGGGCAGUUUUGGUUCCGUCUAUAGAGGCAGAAUAGCGGGGGACACCGUGGUCGCGGUCAAGAAGCCUAAAGAUGUGCAUGAGUCUCUAAUAAGGAGGGAUUUUCAACAUGAACUUGAAACUGUGAUGCAAAUGAACCACAAAAAAGUGGUGAAGCUCCAUGGCAUAUGUUUGGAGACUAGAAUACCCUUACUGGUUUAUGAAUACAUUUCGAAUGGUACCCUCUUCCAACACAUCCAUCAGAAUGCGUCGACCAUCUUAAGAUCGUGGAAAAACCGGCUCAGAAUAGCCACCGAAGUUGCUCUUGCACUCGAGUAUAUGCAUUCCUACGCAGAACCCCUAAUCAUUCAUGGUGACAUCAAGUCGGUGAACAUACUUCUGGAUCACAAUUACUCAGCAGAAGUGUCUAAUUUUGGAACUUCGGUACUAAUAUCACCAAAGCAUGGUAAUAUUGCAGCCACUGAAAUACAAGGCACAUUGGGUUACAUCGAUCCGGAAUAUUUAACCACUGGUAUGAUAACAAUUAAAAGUGAUGUAUAUAGCUUUGGAGUUGUCCUCGUGGAGUUGCUCAUGGAAAACAAGCCGACAAGUUUCAUUACUAAGUCCGGAGAGUCGAUCAAUACUAUCCAUUAUUUCAUCUCUUCCAUGAAGGAUAAGACACUCUCCGAUGUCAUAAACUUCGAGGACGCUAAUGAAGAGGAAAUGGAGAGAGUAGGAAUAGUUGUUGAGAUUGCAAAGAAGUGCUUGGACCAAAGCGGUGCGAAGAGGCCAUCAAUGAGGGAAGUUGUUGAGCAACUCGUGAGAAUUAACCACGAGCUCAAUAGUUCGACAGUUGAAGAAAAUUAUGAAGAGACCGAAUGCAAACUGGAUGAAGAAAACCUCUACUCCCAUAUGACUUCAAUUACUUGCGACACGAGCCAACUGUUAGUAAUUAAACCAAAUUCGAGUCAAAAUCAGAAGACUGCCUUCGAGAAGGUUCGAGAAAAAGAUCAAUAUGUCCUACCAAUCAUCUAUCAAGAUUUAGAUGGUUCUAUGUUCGAGGAGGUUUCGAACGCUACUACUUCUAAGGAGAUAAAAAGAAAUGGUGAAGAUGCUCGAGCUGUUGAGAAGAUUCUUCGGUCCUUAGACAAGAAGUACUAUCACAUUAGCGUUGCAAUUGAAGAGUCCAAAAAUCUGGAUGCCAUGAUAAUGAAUGAGCUUCUGGAUUCAAUGUAA
Syzygium oleosum is the source of this 2364-nucleotide messenger RNA. RefSeq names its product wall-associated receptor kinase 5-like. Gene Ontology annotation, biological process: protein phosphorylation; cell surface receptor signaling pathway. Gene Ontology annotation, cellular component: plasma membrane. The record is from RefSeq and is a predicted model, not a curated record. The coding region runs from base 1 to 2364 and encodes 787 amino acids. Lineage: Eukaryota; Viridiplantae; Streptophyta; Magnoliopsida; Myrtales; Myrtaceae. Gene Ontology annotation, molecular function: polysaccharide binding; ATP binding; calcium ion binding. The transcript is spliced from 5 exons.